This is a messenger RNA of Penicillium verhagenii, 2592 nucleotides long. RefSeq names its product protein arginine N-methyltransferase. The coding region runs from base 1 to 2592 and encodes 863 amino acids. The record is from RefSeq and is a predicted model, not a curated record. NCBI's taxonomy places the organism in Eukaryota, Fungi, Ascomycota, Eurotiomycetes, Eurotiales, Aspergillaceae. The transcript has 4 exons. Gene Ontology annotation, cellular component: nucleus; cytosol. Gene Ontology annotation, biological process: regulation of DNA-templated transcription; peptidyl-arginine N-methylation.
AUGGAGGGCUACAGCGCUUCUGAGGAUGCGGGACCGAGCUUUUGCAUCGGCCACCAUGAGGCAAACCGCUCUAUUGUGGUCAAUACCACGGUGGUUCAGAAUGUUCACGAAAGCAAUUAUGAUAUGAUGACGGUUCCGAUCACGACACAGCAUUUCCACACCAGGGUGCUAGGUUUACUUUCUUCAUAUUUAUCCAAUCUUCCGUCUCCUAUCUUUGAUUCCAUCGGGACCAUGGAGACCACGCAUAACACGAGACCACUGACAAUCCCGCCGCUUUCAAAGCUGGACUCAACCCUCACCCCCAAUGAUGCCACAAGCCAACUUGUUGGAGUGACUAGCAGCUGGAUUGAUCUUUGCUCACCGGAUCCCUUGAUUGCAGACUUGUCUCGUCAAGUUCUCAUGCUGGAAGUUGCCUAUGCUGCUUUCUGCGGCAUCGGGUACCUACUGGUUCCGGGCCCUAAGCUUCAUCAUGGCAAUUUGCACUCUGAAGGGGUCGUUUACUAUGCACGUGCAAUUCAGGAUGCCUUGAAUCUGGGAUCUUAUAUCCAAUUUCAUAUUUGGCUCCCUAUGGUUGACAACCCGGAGCUUGAGCUUGAUACAAUGGGUGACCUGGCCCCGUUGGCCCGAGAGGAUUUCCUUCAGCCGGAUGACGGAGUUCUCCCCAAGCUGGAUCUGUUUGGAACCUGGGAUGCAUGGGACUUGAUUCGAAAGACGUGCAAAUUCCAUGCCAGGUUGUUUGUUGGCCUCUCCAUGCCAAAACAACUUCCCCCCGUCUUUGUUCAAGCACGUUGGCACUCGGAACCGGUGCAUUUGCUCACCAUUGACGCCUCGUCCUUUUUGAAGAACCAGAAAUCAUACCCUGUCUUGUCAAAGGCCCAUCAAGCUUUUAUAGCCAAGCUUAUGCGCCUUAGAACCCCGCCUUGGAUUCUCCUCUGUGGCGUUGGGCCGAUUCCAGGCCUCGAAGCCGUAGAUGAUGAUGAGACGAAUCAGCUGUCUGGCCCUGACUACCCCAGUCUAUCGCAGGUUGCAGGUAGUAACAAGAAGCACUUUGAUCCUACGCCCCAUCUCUCCUAUUUGCGGAACUUGCAGCAACGACAGCCGCCACGAACUCCCAUUGAGAGAUUUGGAACUGGUUAUCAAGACUACCUCCAGGCGCCUCUGCAACCGCUGACAGUCAACCUGGAGAGUAUAACAUAUGAGGUAUUUGAAAAGGAUCCUAUCAAGUAUGAGUGGUACGAAAAAGCCAUUUGUAAAGCAUUAAAAGACUGGGCAGAGCAGAAGAAGCCCACUUCCCACCCAGAUGGCAAGGUUAUUCUGGCUGUUGUGGGUGCUGGCCGUGGACCUCUGGUGACCAGGGCGAUCAAGGCCAGUGCUGAAGCAGGAGUGGAGAUCGAUUUGUGGGUGGUGGAAAAGAAUCAAAACGCAUUCGUCCUUUUGCAGCGACACAACGAAACCAUUUGGGAUGGCAAAGUCACUUUGGUUCAAUCAGACAUGCGCAGCUGGAAAGGUCCCCAGGUACGAAAGCAAGUUAUCGCUGGAGAUCACGAAAAUGUAGGAGAAUCUCUUGGAAAUGAAAAAUCCCUUCUAUACACACCAAGAAAUGGUGCGAACAACUUUGGCCGGACAGCUGACAUCUCUGGCUCUAAGACUACCGAGCUUUCAUACACCCAUGUCGACAUUGUGGUGUCAGAGCUUCUUGGCUCUUUUGCCGACAAUGAGCUCUCACCGGAGUGCUUAGAUGGUGUCAACCACCUCAUCAACCCCGUUCAUGGCAUCUCAAUUCCUGCCUCAUACUCGGCCCACUUCACCCCAGUGUCAGCCCCGAAAUUGCACUCGGAUGUCAUGAACCAAACGGUGUCUAACCCGGCAGCCCCAGAGACACCCUACGUAGUUAUGCUUCACGCCAUUGACUUUUUGUCCACAUCUGACUCGCCAGCGAAUGUUGACUCUGCGAACCAAAACGCUGCUAAUCGUUCAUCCGGAUCGGCCAACAUCACAGCGGCGACAGAGUUCCCAGCUCCCUUUGUGCAGACAGCAUGGUCUUUCUCCCACCCUAACCCAAACAUCCCUGCGCAAUCCCCCUCUCAGUCUACCAUUUCGAACUCACACAACGUCCGUCAAACACGUUUAUCCUUCCCUGCUCAGAAUCGUGGCACGUGCCACGGCCUGGCUGGAUACUUUGAGACAGUUCUAUACGGGGAUGUAGAGCUCUCUACUAACCCGGUGACCAUGGAAGAGAAGAGUGCUAGUAUGAUCAGCUGGUUCCCUAUCUACUUCCCAUUGAAGACUCCCCUCAAUGUCCCGGACAAUGGUGAGAUUGUUGUCACCAUGUACCGCCAGACUGACGACCGCAAAGUCUGGUAUGAAUGGAUGGUGGAGGUGUUUGCCCUUGAGCGCACCUCUGCACCUGCCACACUUGUUAGCACACCAGCCAUGAGCGGUGCUCGCAUGGGCUCGCCCAGUGCAGAGAGUCUCAAAGCCAAGGAUAAUGGCAAGGGGCCUCGUGGUGGGAUCAACCGAGCAGGCUAUCGCCGUGUGCGAGUGGGUUUAAGUGAAUUACACUCAAGCAUCAAAGAUGGAUGCUUGAUGUAA